This is a messenger RNA of Amphiprion ocellaris (clown anemonefish), 2055 nucleotides long. It is a transcript of the gene mid1ip1b, whose product is annotated as MID1 interacting protein 1b. The record is from RefSeq and is a predicted model, not a curated record. Gene Ontology annotation, cellular component: cytosol. NCBI's taxonomy places the organism in Eukaryota, Metazoa, Chordata, Actinopteri, Pomacentridae. Gene Ontology annotation, biological process: regulation of lipid biosynthetic process. The transcript is spliced from 2 exons. Bases 346 to 750 code for a protein of 134 amino acids.
CCUCCCGGUGCUACUUCCUGGUUAACGGAACCGGAGCAGCUGAAACUCACCGACAGCAGGCGGAGUCCAGCCCCUACUCACGGCGCCUGCUCCCCGUACAGAGCAACGGGAAGCAGCCGGGACCGAAGCACCUCCAGCGGCCAGGAGCAGUCCCGACACACGGAGCUCCGAGCCUCCCGGUGGGGUCGGUGGGGCAAAAGGGUUGGCUGGAGACCCCAUCAGGGACCCAGAGGGUCCGGCCGUCCUGGUUGGUCCAGAGUGUGUGAGGUCAGGAUCUGGUUCAGGAUCUAAUCCUCUAAGAAGCUUAGCGGCUAAGUUUGGCGCUGCCCUGUGAAGCUCUGCAUCAUGAUGCAGAUCUGCGACUCCUCCAACCAGAAGAACUCGCUCUUCACAGCCAUGACCCGCUUCAUCGGCGCCGUCAACAACAUGGACCAGACGGUGAUGGUACCCAGCCUGCUGCGGGACGUCCCAUUGGACGACGGCGCUGAGCCCAAGCCGGGUUCCUCCUUCUUCCAUCAAGACAUGUACAGCUCCUACGUCCUGCUUAAGUCCAUCAGGAACCACAUGGAGUGGGGCGUCCUCCAGGGAGACCAACGGCGGUGGGACAAAGACGAUGUGACGGAAGAAGAUGACCUGGAGAAACAGUUUCACUUCCACCUGAAUGGACUCCACAGCAUCCUGUCCAAGCUGACGCUGACCACCGACAUGCUGACCAACCGCUACAAGGAGGAGGUCGGCUGCAGGAAGUGACACCAACAAACCAGGCCCACUUCCUGUCAGCUCCAGGAACCUCAAACCGUUUAGAUUCUCCUUCAGUCAGAUGUUUGUUUGGUCCAAACAUCUUCAGUUUCUGAUCACUGAGGAAAGAAAGCAGAAAAUGUUCCCUGAAGAAGCUGCAGUUACAGAAUUUAAGCAGUUUUUAUUCUCUGAUCGAUAAAUAAUCACUGGAAGCAGCUGCUGUUGAUGGAGCUCCAUAUUGUCUGAAACGGCUGAAUUCAGUCAAAUUAAACAACCACUCCACUAAUAAAUCCAUCCAGUUAUCUUCAGACUCUACAGAGAAUUUUCUGCUUUUCUUUCCUCAUGAUCUAAACGUUGCUUUAACAGUUUUCUGACAAACUAGCGGAUUAACGGUGAACGUCUCUGACUUUUUAUCUGUUAAAACUCUGAAACAUUCAGUAAAUUGAACUUUUUUAACAUUUUCUCACCAAACUUUCAAACCAAUCAAAUCUGCAGUGGAACUUUUCUAUUAAAAGUGGAACCAAAGAACCCGUCGGACGUUCUGCUCCUUUUAGUGUUUGGUUCUGUCCUGUUUAGUUUGGACUCUGAGAACCAAGGAACUGUUUCUAAUCGGAGAUUUUAAAAACUCUAAACUCGUGUUGCUUCGAUUCCAACGUCUUUGAAUCCAUCUGACGUCCACAAAUGUUGAGUGGUUCUUCUGGAGGAAGAUGUCAAAGUGUCCUUGAAGCAGCAGAAACUGAACGCUGGAUGAAGGUUUCUGCAGAUCGUUUCACUCUUUCUGUUCCUCACCUGCUUUUCUUUGCACUCUGUUUUCUCUCCUGUUUUCAUGCUGCAGAUUCCAAACUAUGCAAACAUCGACUCACCAAAUGCUUUGAUUUUUAAGUGAACUCAAGAAAACGUUGAUUUUUUUUUCUCCUACAAAGUUCAGAAGCAUAAAAACACUUCAGGUCGGAGUGAAGAAACAGAUUCAAUGCAGAGUUUAUGAUGUUUACAUGAGUUCAGCUGAUGGACAGAAGAUGGAAGUUCAUCACUUGGAGCUUCUGAAAAUCUGGACUUUCUGUUUUCACUUUGGUGGUUUUAGACAUUUUCUAGACAAACAGCUGUUAGAAGUGACAGAACGGAGAACGUAUGACUGAAGAGAGUCAGAAACAUUCAUUCAUUCUUCCACUAAGUCAUCGACUGGUUUUGUGACUUCAGUGGUUGAAAAGGACGAGACGUUUGAUGAACCUGAAACAAUGAUCAGAACCAGCUGGAAACAUUUUAGAUGAAGCUUUAAUCUGGAAUAAAUCGAGUCGCUGACAUUUCUUUAAAAACAAA